Molecule: messenger RNA, 1396 nt
Organism: Microplitis demolitor
Lineage: Eukaryota; Metazoa; Arthropoda; Insecta; Hymenoptera; Braconidae
Product: histone H2A
Exons: 1
Coding region: 36-413 (125 amino acids)
Cellular component (GO): nucleosome
Molecular function (GO): DNA binding; protein heterodimerization activity; structural constituent of chromatin
Source: RefSeq, a predicted model, not a curated record
UAAAAUACGUGUUCCGUUCACUCUAACUUAUAAUUAUGUCUGGUCGCGGUAAAGGUGGUAAAGUAAAGGGAAAGUCAAAGACCCGUUCAAGUCGUGCUGGUCUUCAAUUCCCAGUGGGUCGUAUCCAUCGUAUGUUACGCAAAGGCAACUACGCUGAACGUGUUGGUGCUGGUGCUCCAGUGUACUUAGCAGCUGUUAUGGAAUACCUUGCCGCUGAAGUACUCGAGUUAGCAGGUAACGCUGCUCGUGACAACAAGAAGACUCGUAUCAUCCCACGUCAUCUCCAACUGGCCAUCCGUAACGAUGAAGAGUUAAAUAAACUUCUUUCUGGAGUUACCAUCGCUCAAGGUGGAGUUCUGCCCAACAUCCAAGCUGUCUUAUUGCCCAAGAAAACCGAAAAAAGCAGUUCUUAAAUUACUAUCCCAUCUCUACAUAAACAAAACGGCCCUUUUCAGGGCCACCAAAUUUUUCAAAACGUACGAAAUUCUUUAGUUAUUAAAUUCUCGUCAUUUGAUGCAAAUAUUACUUACGUAAAAUUUCAAUUGUUGAUAUGAAAAUGAUAAAUAAUAUUCAACUUUAGUAUCCUAACUGUCUUUUUGCUGACGCGUCCAUUAUUCUAUUCUAGGUCAUUAAUUCUAUAAAAAGUCGAAUUCCAUUAACUUUGAUAGUCGUUCUACAGAGGAACAGAAAUUUCCUAGAAAUUCAAACUUAUUGAAUGCUCCUUCUUUGAAGAGUACACUAGACGCAUGCGCGCUUUUACAUCUAUGUGAAUUAUGCAGAUACCCACUGACACAUACGACACUAUGGGUGCGUUCCACUUGACGUUCACAACGCCACGCUCACAUGUAUUUAGAUGGGAUUUUGAGCGUUGUGUACGCUUAUUAGAACGCACCCUUUAGCAUCUCGUUCUGAAAGACAAGAUUGAGGGGAAGUUCGGACCUAAUGGAAACUCGACUGUAUUCAUAGUGAUAUUUUUUUAGUGCUGUAGUAGUCGACAUUUAGAUAUACUCUCUGAAGAGUUAAUUGCAACUUUUACUUUAAUAUAAAUAGUCCUACUAUACUUUUCGGCGAUUAUUGCGCAUGUGUAGCAGAAACUUAAACCAAAAAUGAUGUUGCCUACUGGAAAGCGUAAUCCAAGCGGUGAUUAACUGAACUGUUUACGCCUGCGCAAGAGACAUUUUUUUCUUGGUUUGUUUGGCAUAUACGUCAUACCACAUCAUACACAUAGAAACUAAUGAGGUGUUUUCAAAUUUGUUCUUCAAAAAGCUAGCUAUGCUUGUAUGAAUAAAUAUGGAAACGUAUAAACAAUAUAUAUCCUAUUAAAGAUAAACACAGUGCAAUGUUUUAUUACGGGAGCACUGAUCUGCAAUGUUAAUAUAAAACAACAAUGUAUUGU